Arachis duranensis is the source of this 1086-nucleotide messenger RNA. RefSeq names its product axial regulator YABBY 1. Gene Ontology annotation, cellular component: nucleus. Lineage: Eukaryota; Viridiplantae; Streptophyta; Magnoliopsida; Fabales; Fabaceae. Gene Ontology annotation, biological process: fruit development; regulation of shoot apical meristem development; multicellular organism development. The transcript has 7 exons. The coding region runs from base 287 to 961 and encodes 224 amino acids. The record is from RefSeq and is a predicted model, not a curated record.
AAAAUGGAGAGUAAAGAAGCACUUUUUGUAGGUACAUUCUAUCCUUUAUUACUUAAGUGGCAUCUCUCUCUCUUAACACUAUAUACAACACAGUAAUAAUAAUAAUAAGUAGUGAAGAAUCAUCAUCAUUCAUGAAGAUAGAGAGAGGAUCAGAUCCAUAGGAAGUUUAUCUGUCUCAUCUCCCUCUCUUCUCCUCACUCACUCACUCAUCACCACUGAUCAGUCAAUCCCAUCAAUCAAAUCAGAGAAAGGAAAGCAAGAAAGAAGAAUCAAAAUAAUUAACAUUAUGUCCGCUUCAUCCACAAGUUCCUUUUCACCGGACCAGCAACAACAACUCUCUUCUAACACCGACCAGCUUUGUUAUGUCCAUUGUAACUUCUGUGACACUGUCCUCGCUGUGAGUGUUCCUUGCACCAGUUUGUUCAAAACUGUCACUGUGAGAUGUGGCCAUUGCACCAACCUUCUCAGUGUCAACAUGCGUGGCCUUCUUCUUCCUUCUUCCAAUCAGCUUCACCUUCCUCACUCUUUCUUCACUCCUCAAAACCUUUUGGAGGAGAUUCGAAAUGCACCAUCAUCAAACAUGAUGAUGAAUCAUCAUCAGCUUCCAAACCCAAAUGAUUUGAUGAUGAGCAACAUUAGAGGAGGAUCAAUAGAUCAAGAAACUCCAAAGCCUACUCCACCUGCUGCUAGACCUCCAGAGAAGAGACAGAGAGUUCCAUCUGCCUACAACCGCUUCAUCAAGGAUGAGAUCCAACGUAUCAAGGCUGGGAAUCCUGAUAUAAGUCAUAGAGAAGCCUUCAGUGCUGCUGCAAAGAAUUGGGCCCAUUUUCCACACAUUCAUUUCGGACUUAUGCCUGAUCAUCAACCCGUGAAGAAAGCUAAUGUUCGCCAGGAAGCUGAGGACGUGCUUAUGAAAGAUGGGUUUUUCUCACCGGCAAAUGUAGGUGUCUCUCCCUACUAGAGGAAAAAUAAAAGUGAUUAAUAUAUUAGGGUUUUGAAUGUGUUACUCUCUUGUCCUUAAGUAAUAUAAUGUUGUACUAAGACUUUGUCUUAUGCAUAUUAAUGUUGUGCACUUUUGUGUUAGUA